Messenger RNA from Colletotrichum scovillei, 5592 nucleotides. RefSeq names its product phospholipid-translocating P-type ATPase. Gene Ontology annotation, cellular component: plasma membrane. The record is from RefSeq and is a predicted model, not a curated record. The transcript is spliced from 3 exons. Lineage: Eukaryota; Fungi; Ascomycota; Sordariomycetes; Glomerellales; Glomerellaceae. Gene Ontology annotation, biological process: intracellular protein transport; phospholipid translocation; endocytic recycling. Bases 871 to 4977 code for a protein of 1368 amino acids. Gene Ontology annotation, molecular function: ATP binding; ATPase-coupled intramembrane lipid carrier activity; magnesium ion binding.
UUCAAUCUGCACUGUUUGAUGCUGCUACUGCUACUGCUGCUGUCCUGCGCCUCCCCGAAAAACCCACGCUACCAACCUUACAAGUUACGCCCAGUCUAACGCCUUGCUGCUAAGUACUUGCUGCUGCUGCUGCUGCGUGUUUAGCUUCCAGUCUCAUCCGGCCGGCUCCCUUGCGCUGUCUCCCGAGUUCCCCCCAAUUCAACCCCAUUCAAGCACCACCAAUACCUCAAACACGACUUUCCGCAGAUCCCACCCUUCCCGCGGACGACACCUCACAUCACCUCACUUCUUGGCCUCUCGACAGUCUCCAAGACGCCCUCUCCUGUUGUGAAAUCUUUCGACCGUUGCAAGCCAAUCAUAGCGACUGCGUUGCUUUGCCUCCUGAGCCACUGCCACCGGGGACCGUCUUUCGGCCACUAGGUACCUACUCUCGGCUUCGCCUGGGGAUCAACUACCUACGGUACACUUGCGCACUCAGCCCGUUGACGUAGCGCAAGCCGACCACUGUGUAAUCCUAAUCCUGCGCCAGAAGGAGGCUGUGCUGCAACAAAUACGGACUGCUGGGCCACUUCUUUUUUUCCCACCACAUCAGCUACCCUCAGCAAACGCCCAGCUGCGGCGUCGCUUUCAUUGCUGAUUGUCGUUGUCGUCGUCGUCGCCUCUAGCUACACUGCUCCCGCCGAUACGAAUCUCCAUCAUCCACCGAUUAGGCUGCCAAAUCGUCCGCGCGACCACACCCUCUCGACUGCAUCGCUUCUUCCCUUCAUGUGUCCGGAAACACAACGAUAAUCCAAUCACCUCGAAAUUUGCAUGCUGGCCAUUCUGACACUUGCAAAUUGAUCGCCUAGCAACGCUAUCAGCCUUCCCGGCAUGACUGGACGACCUACGGGUGGUCCUCCAGGAGGACCCUUGAACAACGACCUACUACUAGACUUGGACAGCGAGCAACCGACCUACAAUGCUGGACAGCGAUCGAAUAUGAACGACGACGACCUUUUACGCUCUUACAACCACGAUCAAGACCAGGCCCAAGGCCGACCCUCCGUUUCGUACGAUGACUUUGUGGGCGGCGGCGGCGGAGGAGGGGGAGGGAAUCACACACAGCAACCCUCAGCACUGAGGCCGUUACCUGGAGGCCCUCAAUCGCCUGGUGUCUCUGGCGGCGCAUCCUCCGGCCCAUACAUGCAGAGACACUACAGUCAAACAUCAGAACUAAACAAUUACCAGCGAUACGCCGACGACUUUGACGACUACUCGGCCGAAGGCGAAUCAUACUACCAACAAGGCGGCGCCGCGACGAGUACGAACAAUGUCGGUGAUCCCUCCGCGAGGUCCAAUGCUCGGAACCGUAACAGCGUCCUGAGUUUGGGUGGAGGCUUCUUUGGCCGCAUGAAGAAUAAGCUUGGGAUGGGCCAAGGAUACUCGGAGAUGGACCUGCCCUUGACGGAGGCUGGCGGUAACGGACGGACAGACUCUGGCAUCGAUGCGCAAGCCAAGGGGGGGAAGAAGUUCGACAUGGGUAACUUCAAGUUUGGAUUCGGAGGAAAGAAGCCGGACCCUUCGACGCUGGGUCCGAGAUUGAUCCAUCUCAACAACCCGCCCGCAAACGCAGCGAAUAAGUACGUCGACAACCACAUCUCGACGGCCAAGUACAAUGUCGCAACCUUCCUCCCGAAAUUCCUCUUCGAACAGUUUUCAAAGUUUGCCAACAUCUUCUUCUUGUUCACGGCUGCGCUGCAGCAAAUCCCCAAUCUCUCGCCUACCAACAGAUACACUACCAUCAUUCCGCUCUUCAUCGUCAUGAUGGUGUCGGCAGGCAAGGAACUGGUGGAGGACUACCGAAGAAAACAAGCCGAUCACCAGUUGAACACGUCCAAGGCCCGCAUCCUGCGCGGAACCGCCUUCCAGGAGUCCAAAUGGAUCAAUGUUGCGGUCGGAGACAUUAUCCGCGUCGAAUCUGAAGAGCCCUUCCCUGCCGAUCUGGUCCUCCUUGCAAGUUCCGAGCCCGAGGGACUUUGCUACAUCGAAACAGCUAACCUUGACGGAGAAACAAACUUGAAGAUCAAGCAGGCGUUACCUGAGACGUGUACGAUGGUCAGCUCCAGCGAUCUGAGCCGACUCGGAGGAAGAAUCAAGUCCGAACAGCCCAACAGCAGUCUUUACACGUAUGAGGCCACCCUGACAAUGCAGGCUGGGGGUGGUGAAAAAGAGCUGCCCCUCAACCCCGAGCAGCUUCUGCUUCGAGGUGCCACUCUUCGUAAUACGCCUUGGAUUCAUGGUGUUGUUGUCUUCACUGGACACGAGACAAAGCUCAUGCGUAACGCCACUGCUGCACCCAUCAAACGCACAAAGGUCGAGAAGAAGCUGAACAUUCUUGUUCUCGUGCUGGUCGGUAUCCUCCUUGUGCUUAGCGUCAUUUGCACAGUAGGCGAUCUUGUUCAGCGCAAGGUUGAGGGCCAAGCUCUCCAGUACCUGAUGCUUGACUCUACCGGAUCAGCAAACGACAUCAUCAAGACCUUCUUCAAGGACAUGGUCACAUAUUGGGUUUUGUUCUCCUCCCUCGUGCCCAUCUCCCUGUUCGUCACGCUGGAAAUGGUCAAGUACUGGCACGGAAUCCUCAUCAACGAUGAUCUCGACAUCUACUAUGACAGAACGGACACGCCGGCAAACUGCAGAACAUCGAGUUUGGUCGAAGAACUGGGCAUGGUUGAAUAUGUCUUCUCCGACAAGACGGGCACCUUGACUUGCAAUAUGAUGGAAUUUAAACAGGCUUCGAUUGGCGGUAUUCAAUAUGCCGAAGAUGUUCCCGAGGACCUCAGGGCGACAAUUCAGGAUGGUGUCGAGGUUGGAAUCCACGAUUAUAAGAGAUUGGCGGAGAACCUCAAGAGCCACGAAACGGCUCCCGUGAUUGAUCAUUUCCUGGCGUUGCUGGCUACUUGUCACACAGUCAUUCCCGAGAGGAGCGAGGAAAAGGGCGGCAAAAUCAAGUACCAAGCCGCCUCACCCGAUGAGGGUGCGCUCGUCGAGGGCGCGGCUGAGCUCGGCUACGUCUUCACCGAUCGCAAGCCGAGGUCUGUCUUCAUCGAAGCUGGAGGACGCGAGCUCGAGUAUGAGCUCUUGGCCGUUUGCGAGUUCAACUCUACCCGAAAGCGCAUGUCGACUAUCUACCGAUGCCCCGACGGAAAGGUCCGCGUGUACUGCAAGGGUGCCGAUACCGUCAUUCUCGAGCGUCUGAACGAUCAGAACCCCCAUGUCGAAGCCACCCUGCGUCACCUGGAAGAGUACGCUUCUGAAGGUCUCCGAACACUUUGCCUUGCCAUGCGUGAAGUUCCCGAGCAGGAAUUCCAGGAAUGGUUCCAGGUCUUUGAAAAGGCCGGUAUGACCGUUGGCGGCAACCGUGCCGACGAGCUGGACAAGGCAGCAGAACUUAUUGAGCACGACUUUUACCUCCUUGGAGCGACUGCUAUUGAAGAUCGCCUUCAGGAUGGUGUUCCCGAGACCAUUCACACGCUUCAGCAGGCCGGCAUCAAAGUCUGGGUUCUGACGGGCGAUCGUCAGGAGACCGCCAUCAACAUUGGAAUGAGUUGCAAGCUGCUUAGCGAGGAUAUGAUGCUCCUGAUUGUGAACGAAGAAAGUGCCGAGGCAACUCGCGACAACAUACAAAAGAAGCUCGAAGCUAUUCGCACACAGGGAGACGGGACGAUUGAAACGGAAACUCUCGCACUCGUCAUCGAUGGCAAGUCUUUGACUUACGCCUUGGAGAAGGACCUCGAGAAGCAAUUCCUUGACCUCGCCAUCAUGUGCAAGGCCGUCAUCUGCUGCCGUGUCUCUCCCCUUCAAAAGGCUCUUGUCGUCAAGCUGGUCAAGAAGUAUCAAAAGGAGGCCAUCUCGCUGGCCAUUGGUGACGGUGCCAACGAUGUGUCCAUGAUUCAAGCUGCCCAUAUCGGUGUGGGCAUUAGCGGUAUGGAAGGUCUACAGGCCGCCCGAAGCGCCGAUGUAUCCAUCGGCCAGUUCCGGUAUCUCAGAAAGCUACUACUCGUUCACGGCGCUUGGAGCUACCAGCGGGUUGCCAAGACUAUUCUGUUCUCUUUCUACAAGAACAUCACCUUGUACAUGACGCAGUUUUGGUACACUUUCCAAAAUGUCUUCUCCGGAGCCGUCAUUUACGAGUCUUGGACGCUUUCGUUCUACAACGUCUUUUACACCGUCCUCCCUCCUCUCGCUCUGGGUAUCCUCGACCAAUUCAUUUCCGCCAGACUCCUCGACCGCUACCCGCAGUUGUACAACAUGGGUCAGCAAAAUCAGUUUUUCAAGAUCAAGGUCUUUGCCGAGUGGGUUGCCAACGCUGUGUAUCACUCCAUCAUCCUCUAUGUCUUUGGCCAACUCAUCUGGUAUGGUGAACUCAUCCAAGGCGAUGGACAAAUCGCCGGUCACUGGGUCUGGGGCACGGCCAUGUACGCUGCGGUCCUGCUCACCGUUCUCGGCAAGGCGGCUCUGAUCACGAACAACUGGACCAAGUACCACGUCAUGGCCAUUCCUGGCAGUAUGCUCUUCUGGUGGGGCUUCAUCGCUCUGUACGGCACCGUCGCCCCCAUGAUCCCCUUCUCCGCCGAGUAUCACGGUGUCAUUCCCAAGCUGUACAGCAGCCCGGUCUUCUGGUUGCAGACUUUUGCGCUCGCGAUUAUGUGUCUUAUGCGCGAUUUUGCCUGGAAGUUUGCCAAGCGCAUGUACAUGCCGCAGACAUACCAUCACAUUCAGGAGAUUCAGAAGUACAAUAUCCAAGAUUACAGACCAAGAAUGGAGCAAUUCCAGAAGGCAAUUCGCAAGGUGCGACAAGUGCAGCGCAUGCGUAAGCAGCGCGGUUACGCAUUCUCCCAAGCAGAUGAGAGUCAAUCCAGAGUGCUUCAGGCAUACGACACGACGCAGCACCGUGGACGGCACGGUGAGAUGGCCAGUUCGAGACCCCAAGGCAGGUAGUCACUACGCCGCCAAAUGUCUCAAGAAAAGAGGGACCAAAGACACAUGGUCCAUGAUUAUUACGACUCGAAAGGGGGUUGGCUGCGUUGAAUUUUGAUUCCUUGGGGAUGAUGAUUCCCAUACGAAAUGGUAAUGCAACGGAAGCGACGACAGCACGAUGUAAAGUUUUGUGUCUUUUUUUACUAUUAUUAUAUGCAUGGUCGGGAACCUCCUCGUCAUCCGAGGAGGAACAUCAUCCCACGGGCUGGCGUUUAUUUUCAAGCUAUUCAAUGGCUUUUGUUUGUGUAACUACUCCGUGUAGGGGCUUUUUAUCUUCUCUUCCUCUUCUUUUUGACAGAAAAACCAAACAUUGGACGGUCACGUCGCAGGGGGGGCGAUGAUGAUGUUGGGGGGAAAGGGAUGUGGCGAGGAGGCUGGUUGGCAGGCAGUUGAUACGAAGCAAAAAAGAAAACAACCUCAUGUCACACGAUGCGGCAGGUCCGAGAUGGAAAGAAGGGGAGAGGAAUCUCACGUGGGAGUUGAGAAGACUCACAGCAAACAGGCAGAACGUGUGAAGUGCAACAUUUCUCCGGAGACAAGGUCCAUGGAUUGGAGGGGAGGGGGAAUAGGAGAACC